AUGGCCGGAAAAGGCGAAGGGCGUGCAAUCGGGAUCGAUUUGGGGACCACCUACUCGUGCGUGGGCGUGUGGCAGCACGAGCGUGUCGAGAUCAUAGCCAAUGAUCAAGGUAAUCGCACGACGCCGUCAUAUGUCGCUUUCGCCGACGGAGAGCGUCUCAUCGGCGAAGCCACGAAGAACCAGGCUGGCGUGAAUCCCGCAAAUACGGUCUUUGAUGCCAAGCGGCUGAUCGGGAGACGAUACAGUGACGAGUCUGUGCAGGCUGACAUAAAGCUGUGGCCGUUCAAGGUUGUCUCGGGCCCCGCCAACAAGCCAAUGAUUGUGGUCUCCCACAAGGGUGAGAAGAAGCAGUUUCCCCCAGAGGAGGUAUCGUCAAUGGUCCUUACCAAGAUGGCCGCCAUUGCCGACUCAUAUCUGGGCCCCACCCCCGUCCGGGAUGCCGUCAUCACCGUCCCCGCUUACUUCAGUGACUCUCAGCGACAGGCCACCAAGGACGCCGGUGCCAUUGCCGGCCUCAAUGUCAUCCGCAUCAUCAACGAGCCCACUGCCGCUGCCAUUGCCUAUGGCCUUAACCUCAACUACAAGGCAGCUGACGCCGCCUGGGCAGAGAAGAAGAACGUGUUUGUCUUCGAUUUAGGCGGUGGCACCUGCGACGUCUCCCUCCUCACGAUUAAUAAGGGUACCUUUGAGGUGAGGGCCACCGCCGGCGACACUCAUCUUGGCGGGGAAGAUUUUGACAACCGCAUUGUCGCACACUUUGCCGACGAGUUCAGGCGCAAGUACCGCAAGGACCUCUCCAAAAACCCCCGAGCCCUUCGGAGCCAAAACAGAAGCAGCGCAUAUCAGAUUUUGGGAGACCUACCUGAACAGAACGAACAGCCGCAAGGGAGAAGACAGAAAAGGAUUUUGGACGAGCAGCAACCUCAAGAUCGUAGCCUGAUCAACUAUUGUCUUGUGCACUUAAUCUAUUGCUUGGUGGAUAUUGAGUCGGAUUUAGAUGAUUUAUCUAUCGUUAAUUUGGGUGCCUACGACAGCACGACCACAGCCUGCGAGAGGGCAAAGAGGACUCUCUCGACAAACACUCAGACCACUGUGGACAUUGAGUGCCUGCACGAGGGCAUUGAUUUCCACUCUAGCAUUACCCGUGCUAAAUUCGAGGAUCUCAACAUGGACCUGUUUGAAAAGUGCGUCGAGUCAGUCGAGAGCUGCCUGAGAGACGCUAGGGUGGACAAGACUGCAAUCCAUGACGUCGUCCUGGUUGGCGGCUCGACCAGGAUCCCCAAGGUUCAGAAGAUGCUGCAGUUUAUUUUCGAGGGAAAGGAGCUAUGCAGGAACAUUAACCCGGAUGAGGCCGUUGCAUACGGGGCCGCUGUGCAGGCGGCCGUCCUAAGUGGCAUAGUGAACGACAAGGUGCGGGACAUCGUCCUCCUCGACGUCACCCCUCUCUCCCUUGGAAUAAAUACUGUCGGGCAGGUCAUGUCUAUUGUGGUCCCUCGGAACACGACUAUACCCACACACAAGGAGCAAACAUUCCACACAAAUGAAGAUAACCAGGCAUCUGCGGAUAUCUUCGUCUACGAGGGUGAGCGGGCAAGGUCAAUAGAUAACAACCUGCUCGGGAAGUUCACACUGAAGGGAAUCCCACCUGCUCCACGCGCCGAGCCCAAACUUGAUGUGUGCUUCAAAAUUGACGCCAAUGGGAUACUGAGCGUGUCGGCCAAGGAGAGGUCGACGGGCAGAACAAACGGGAUAACUAUAACCAACGAAGAAUGGAGGCUGUCGAAAGAGGAGAUUGAUAGGAUGGUGUGGGAUGCCGCGAGGUACAGGGAGGAGGACGAAGAGUUUAAGAGGAGGGCCAAAGCCAGGAGCAGCCUCGAGAAUUUUUCUUAUGAAAUGAGGAACACGGCUAGGGCUGCAGCCGGGCGGUCGGUGGCCGAAAGGAGAAUGGUUGAGGAUGCGGCGGUGUCGGUUAUUGAGUGGGUGGAGGAGAAUGGGAUGCAGGCCGAUGUGGAUGAUCUCAAUCAUAAGAUGAGGGAGCUUGAGCUUGUUUGCAACCCUAUUCCAAAAGUGGAUAUCGACUCCGACUCCGACGACGACUCCGAUGGAUGGUAG
Molecule: messenger RNA, 2112 nt
Organism: Striga asiatica
Lineage: Eukaryota; Viridiplantae; Streptophyta; Magnoliopsida; Lamiales; Orobanchaceae
Source: the annotation of a GenBank genome assembly